AUGACAAUGACGACUUGGCAGACUUGCUGCCGCCGUUUCCUUCGUGAUGUUGCAUCUGCCGCCUUCUCCGCCUACUUCCUUCCCUUUCUCUUUUCUACGCUUGCGCCCCCUCUGACCUUCUGCCGCCCUCCCUCGCCUUUUUGGCAGCUCUUUGAAUUUCCCUUCUCACUCUCCACGCCCACACACGUAGUGGAGAAAAGACGACGGGCACACGCGAAUAAUAAAACACAACACCGAGGGCCAAGGUCCACAGUGAGCACCACAAUGGACUGGGAUCGACCUAGUGGAAAGCGGCGGCGCACAGAUGAGGAGGAAGCGUGUGAGGCGUUGGGUGGGCUGCUACGACAGACAGCGUCCCGCGCGAUGGAGCGGGUGCGCUUGCAGCGACAGCAACGCGGCUGGGAGAGCCAACUGACCGCCCUCUCCUCUUCUGCCGCCGCGGCGGUGGCGCGGAGUGUGAAGCCGAUGGACGUGCUUGUCAUUCGGUUCUGCAUGCACUACUUGGAUUGCAGCACGGUGGCCGCGCCGAAUCAGUUCGUGCGACUUGCUCAGGAGGUUGUGACGUCCAGUAUCGAGCGGUUACUGGUGCCGCAGCUCUUCAGCCGCGAUGGCAGCUCUCUUCCGGCUCUGUGCGAGAGUCUCGUCACAGAGCACACCGCCGAGGACAUUCAGGUGACGGUGAAGGAAGUGUCUGAGUUUGUUGAAGCCCGCUGUGCCCUUGGUGCAUGGAUCGCCGACGCGACGGCCACUCGCGGGGAUGUUAGUGAUGACGACAAUGACGACGCGGACAACUACACUGGUGACUACUACGAUCAUUCACGCUCGUGUGACCACGGUGAUGGAUACUCUCCCCUCGCCAACGAAGAGGGCGAGGGCUAUGAGGACGGCGAUGGUGGCAGGCCUCCCAGCCCACAGCAGGAUGGCGAGGACUUUGCGCUGGCAGCCACGUUGUAUCAGGCUUGCGAGUUCUGGGUUCGAGUGCAGACUUUUCUCAACUCCUUGUCACUGCACAGUGCUCGCCUGCACGUCUUUGCUAUGCCGCCACGGUACGAGCGAGAGCUGCUUCUUCUUCUGUAUGCUGCGACUCGCGGCGGCGGUGGCGAUGACGAGGCGUCGACUGAGACGGUGGCACCUGGCGGCGGUUCAGCAUCGCGGAAGGGCAAAAGCCGUGACGACGCGCCCUCCUCGCCGGCUAGCGCAACGGUAGAGAAGGUCGAAAGUAAAGACAGCAUCAAACCGGAGCCGAUGUGGGACGGUGACGAGGAUGUGGUGGCACAGGUAGUCGGUGUCGGCGGCACAGACAACGAGAGUACGGAGCAGACGGAGGCGUUGACAGGCCUGCGUCAUCCACAGCAGCUGUACAAGGCAUCUGCCCUGCUUGCUGACGUGUUGGCGCUCUCUCGCUGCCCUGAAGUCCCCACGACGACGUCGUCGUUACCCAUCGGUGCUACUUCAGCUCCAGCUUUGGUGUCGUCACCGUCGUCAGCAGCGGCGCCGCGGAUCAGCGCUGAGGCCAUGCAGCACCUAAGGGGGCUCAACUCGAACUUUUACAAGAUGGUGUAUGCGCGGCUCGGCGUGAUGGUGGCACGUGAUCGCCUCUACCGCUUCGAUCAGGUUUCCGCCAUCACGCCACCCGAGCUCACCGUGCAGCAGCGCAACCUUCAGGAGCAGCUGAUCCAGCAGGAGCAGCAGCAGCGAUACAAGGCAGACUUGAUGUCCGCCGCCCUGGGUAUUCCUGGGCAGCCGGAGGCUGGGCUGCCAGCUGCCUACGUGCCGGACGAUGCGUACUACGAGAAGCUUCUGCAUCAGCAGCACGACACGAUCGAUGAGGACGAGGAGGUGUACAAGGGUGAGGUGAUGGACUACUACCUCUCUCACCCCAACCGCCCCAGCGCCGCGACGGGGUCGUCGUCGAACUACUCGCGCUCCCGCUCACACCACGGCGGCUCCUCUGCACGCGGUGGCGAGGCGGAGGCGCUGAUGAAGCCGCAUCGCUUCUGCAAAGUCAAGACGGGCUUCACGUGGACGCAGUACAACCGCACCCACUACGACAGUCGCACUAACCCACCACCGCGGACAGAGAUGUGGUACGAGUUCACCCUCUUCUACCCAGCCCUUGCGAACACGAAGCGUGACAUGCGGCACAUCUUCCGCAUCGAGGACACCCCCGAUGGGCCCAACGACCAGUACUGCCUCCUCGUCUUCAGUGUGGGCCCGCCGUACGCUGAUGUAGCGUACCGCAUUCGCAAGAAGCAGUGGGACCCCCGCCGCGGCGGGGUGCGCAUUAGCUUUGACCAGUACGGCAGGUACAAGCUCUUCUUUCGCUUCACGAACAGCAACUACCGACGCUGA
Messenger RNA from Leishmania braziliensis MHOM/BR/75/M2904, 2352 nucleotides. RefSeq lists its product as hypothetical. Gene Ontology annotation, cellular component: spliceosomal complex; cytoplasm. Gene Ontology annotation, molecular function: protein binding. The record is from RefSeq and is a predicted model, not a curated record. Gene Ontology annotation, biological process: mRNA cis splicing, via spliceosome. The transcript has a single exon. NCBI's taxonomy places the organism in Eukaryota, Euglenozoa, Kinetoplastea, Trypanosomatida, Trypanosomatidae. The coding region runs from base 1 to 2352 and encodes 783 amino acids.